Messenger RNA from Ostreobium quekettii, 450 nucleotides. NCBI's taxonomy places the organism in Eukaryota, Viridiplantae, Chlorophyta, Ulvophyceae, Bryopsidales, Ostreobiaceae. The record is from the annotation of a GenBank genome assembly.
AUGUAUCUGUCGACCCCAUCGACGAUGCCAUUCUGGUUCUGGCUCUUCAAAGGCUUUGCUGUAGUUGCUCACGGUGCUCUUGCGUUCCAUCUGCCCCACAGGAUGGUGAGAGGACUUGCCUCCUGGCUGCACGCUUGUUGUGUUGUUUGUGUGCAUUCUGGGACGCUGCUUGUCACCAGGUUUUCCCGUGUUGGGCAGGAAAGGCCAAAGACGGUGUCAGAGGGAUGUGCCGCACUGCAGCUGCCAUAUAUUGCCGGGUGGUGUCCAUAUCCAGUGCGGGCAAUUUUGUGGGGCAGACUGCUAUGUGCUGCACUAUUGAGAGGGGAUUGCCAAGUAUCAGUGGGGUGGUCACUUGCAUGUUGCUCUGUUGGGAAGGAUGAUGACUCAGACGCAUCGACGGCCUGGUGUGUGGGUAUUGUUCCUUGUUUUGCGCUGAUCACCUUGGACUGA